UUGCAUGUGCUCUUGUUUGUGUACGUGCAGAAGCAAGUUCCCAGCAGAGAGGGCGGAUCGCAGCCAGAACAUUGUAGCUUCUUUAGCUGGCACGGCUGGUGUUGGGUUAGAGGCAUCAAAAGGGAGCGAAGGAGCUGCACUGAAAGUCAACCAGUCCCGCUGAAAUUUGUGUCACAAGGGUCUUGAAGGAAAGCAAGAAGUCAGCAUGUUACUGUUGGAUUGCAAUGUGGAGUCCAAUAGCCUGAGCCACCUCCUGGAAGCAGGGACUGAAGUGAAUGUAGCUGCUGAUGCCUUUGUCCAGUCCCCAGCUCAUCUGGCUGCUCGGGGAGGACAUGCUUUCUUCUUACUCUGGCAAGUGCAGACAGGAGCCAAUUUGAACCAACAGGAUUGGCUUGGGGAAGCUCCAAUUCACAAGGCAGCUAAAGUUGGGAGUUUGGAGUGUCUUGCCUUACUUGUUGCCAGUCAUGCCAGCAUUGACUUGCGCAAUAAUAACGGUCAAACAGCAGAAGACCUUGCAUGGGCUUUUGGAUUUUUGGAGUGUGCUCAGUUCCUCAUGACAGUGAAAUGCAUUCAGAAGGGGAAAGGAGUAACACAGAUAACUGACUCCCCGCAUGACAGUGAUGACCAUCUGUUCCAAGAGGCUUCAAGAAGACAGAAACGAGCAUGUGAAAGCAAGAGACCCAUAAGCAAGAAAAGAAUGAAAUCAAAUGAUAUGACUUUCUUGAUGUCACCGGAAAGCCAAUCCUCAUAAAAAGAAGAACUAUCAGAACUCUACAAACACCCAUGAGUUCAAAACCAAAUACUCUGAAGAAUGCCUUCUGAGAAGGAGAGUAGGUUGCUUCUUGAAGAAGAUAGUUUUAAAAUAAUUCCUGUGUUUACACAAUAAUAAAUGUAUAUAACAAAA
Messenger RNA from Varanus komodoensis (Komodo dragon), 904 nucleotides. RefSeq names its product ankyrin repeat domain 37 (gene ANKRD37). The coding region runs from base 206 to 751 and encodes 181 amino acids. Lineage: Eukaryota; Metazoa; Chordata; Lepidosauria; Squamata; Varanidae. Gene Ontology annotation, molecular function: protein binding. The record is from RefSeq and is a predicted model, not a curated record. The transcript is spliced from 5 exons.